ACCUUAUGAUGGAAUCUAAUGACCCGGUCAAAGGCUCAGAAAUUUCCGUUGUCUGGAUCGGUUGGUAUCCAAUCUAUUGCAUCUCUGGUGCUGCUGUGCUCGAGGCUGUUCUGUCAAAAUCCAAUGUUGCUAAGCCCUCUUUCUAUAAAUACAUUGGACUUCGAGAUGGUUUAGUUACAUCCGAUCCUGAUAAAUGGCGAUUACACUGUAAUCUGAUUGAGCCUUUUUUCAUCGCCAAAAGGCAAAAGUAUUUCGCUGAAAUCAUGAACAAGGAGAUCAGUAAACUACCGCACCACAUUAGGACAAAAGUUGGUGUUCCUUGUGAUAUCAAACAGCUAAUUAAUUUGAGUGCGAUAAAUAUCAUCACCGAAGUUUUUUUAAAUAUACCAAGUGAUGAAUUAAUUGAUAUAAAAUAUUCUUGGCUGGAUAACAUUGAGAAAGGUAAAGGAAUCGAAUCAGCACAAAUUAUAGCAGAGAAAUAUAGACAAGCAGCAUUGGAACGAGGAAAUAAUAAUAACGAAAAUGAUUCCAAGAAUAAAAGAAAAGAGUUCGAAAGCUUAUAUGAGUUGUUGAACGAGAAAGAAACGAAGGAGGUAAAUAUGGACAAAGAGGAAAUUUUCGAUGAGCUGAUGACCAUUAUAGCUGCUGGACAUGAGACGAUAUCGGUUGCGAUGCAAUGGACAUUAUUUCUUUUAGGUAAUAAUCCUCAGAUUCAAGAUCGACUUUAUAAAGAAAUUGUUGAUCUAUUUCCUGGAGAUACUUCGGUUGAUGAUUUAGAAAAAAUUUCUCAGUGUCAAUUCCUUGAUCAAUGUAUCAAAGAAUCGCUUCGACUAAAGCCCCCAGCCCACGCAAUUGCACGUAAAUUGGAAGAGGAUGUCAUCAUUAAUGGAUCUAAAUUGUUAAAAGAUUCGAUUGUAACAAUUAACUUAAGUGCAACGCAUUAUGAUCCUAAAUUUUUUCCCAAUCCAUUGAAAUACGAUCCCGAUCGAUGGUCGUUUAUCCAAAAAGAUACUUUGCCGAAAGGAGCUUAUGUCCCCUUCUCUCUUGGGCCGAGAAAUUAUAUUGGUUAUCGUUUCGCUUUACUUGGAAUGAAAGUUUAUCUAAUUCAUAUUAUUCGAAAAUCUACUUUCAAGUCGACCCGUAAAGAAGAUGAGAUCGGUCACAGAUUCGAGGCAUCGCUCAAACCAACAUCUAGUUUGGAACUUGUAUUCAAAAUGAGAGAAUAAUAAAUUACCAAAUUAAAACUUUUUCUUUUGAAAACAACAAAUAUAGUCAAUUGAGCUAUGUUGCCAAGUUGGCUCAUCACUCACUAGAAUUAAAU
Molecule: messenger RNA, 1321 nt
Organism: Panonychus citri (citrus red mite)
Lineage: Eukaryota; Metazoa; Arthropoda; Arachnida; Trombidiformes; Tetranychidae
Product: cytochrome P450 4V2-like
Exons: 4
Coding region: 6-1226 (406 amino acids)
Molecular function (GO): oxidoreductase activity, acting on paired donors, with incorporation or reduction of molecular oxygen; monooxygenase activity; heme binding
Source: RefSeq, a predicted model, not a curated record